AUGGAAAUAAUCGAUGUUUUGGAGUUGUUCAUUGAUUGGAAAAUUAUCGCAGUCGUUGCCAUCACAAUUGCAUUUAGAUAUUACUUCAAAGGUGCACAAUUCAAGGAACGUGCUUCAGCGAAAACUUUCGUGGCUGCCGUGACCGGUUGUGACUGUGGAAUUGGCAAGCAGAUCGUGCGAGAGUUGAACUUGCGAGGCGCAAAGGUGUAUAUGCUUUGUCGAAAUGAGGAGAAAGCACAGACAGCACAAAUUGAACUUGUUAAGUUGGGAUGCUCUCCAGAUCGUUUGAUCAUUGUGCUCAUGGACUUGACGAAAUUUUCAACAAUUCGUAACGCAGCCAAACAGAUUAUUGCGGAAGAGAGCAAAUUGGACAUAUUGGUGAAUAACGCAGCGGUUAUGAUGUAUCCGAAAUUUAAGUUAACCGACGAUGGGCACGAAUUGGUUUGGCAAACCAAUUAUUUGGGUCAUUUCAUGCUUACUGAACUUCUCAAACCUCUUCUAAAAGCCGCACCAGCCGCGCGGAUUGUGAACGUCUCGGCACUGGCGCAUUUCUAUUCGGAUCCAAUAGAUUUGGAGACCAUCGAUCGACGUUACGGAUGGGAUUCAAGGCAGUCGUAUGCGAAGUCAAAACUUGCCCUGGUGAUGCAUGCACAUGAACUAACGAAACGUCUACGAGCCGAAGAAGCGUCAAGUGUAACGAUUAACGCCUGUCAUCCAGGACUUUGCUAUACUCGUUUGGUGCGAUACACACCGUUGGCUAGAAAACCUCUCAACGUUCUAUUGGCACCGUUUGCGUAUGGUUUUGCUUCAUGGUUCAUACUGAAGACACCAAAAGAUGGUGCCCAAACGCCACUCUAUGUCGCAUUGUCGAAGCACGUUUCGGGUGUUUCAGGACAAUAUUUCAGGUGCUUUCUCAACCAGUUUGUUUUCUGA
Molecule: messenger RNA, 933 nt
Organism: Anisakis simplex (herring worm)
Lineage: Eukaryota; Metazoa; Nematoda; Chromadorea; Rhabditida; Anisakidae
Source: the annotation of a GenBank genome assembly